GAGAGAGAGAGAAAAGAGGGAGAGAGAGAGGGAGAGAGGGAGAGGGAGAGGGAGAGAGAAGAAACGGGAGGAGGGGAUAAGGAAAUUAAACCCUUUAAGUCAAUGCAUAUCGUGGUGACACCGGCACAGGAGCCCUCACGGUGGAGUCGGCCAGGGCUGUGCGUUCCCAAAAUAUGACCAGGGGUGCUUGGAUGUGUCGGCAGUAUGACGACGGGUUAAAAAUCUGGUUGGCGGCACCCCGGGAGAACGAGAAACCGUUCAUCGAUUCAGAGAGGGCUCAGAAAUGGCGACUGUCUCUGGCAUCUCUCUUGUUUUUCACAGUCCUGCUCUCUGAUCACUUGUGGUUCUGCGCCGAGGCCAAGCUGACCCGGACCCGGGACAAGGAGCAGCGGCAGCAGCAGCAGCGGCAGCGGCAGCAGCAGCAGCAGCGGCAGCGGCAGCAGGAGCCCUCCUGGCCCGCGCUCCUGGCGAGCAUGGGGGAGUCCUCGCCCGCCGCCCAGGCGCCCAGACUCCUCGCCGCCGCCUCGGCCCCCGCCCUGCCCCCCUCCCCGGGAGCCGGCGGGGGCGGCCAGGGCAGCCGAGGCAGCAGCAGCCGGGGCGAGGCUCUUGUGCUGGGGCACUCUGCCCAGCCCGUGUGGCGCCUGGAGACCUGUUACCCCCAGGGCGCCUCCUCGGGCCAGUGCUUCACCGUGGAGAGCGCGGACGCCGUGUGCGCCAGGAACUGGAGUCGGGGGGUGGCGGCCGGGGGGGAGGAGCCGCAGGUGAGGGGGACGCAUCCAACUCCGCUCUGGAACUUGUCGGAUUUUUACCUUUCAUUUUGUAAUUCCUACACACUUUGGGAGUUGUUCUCGGGGUUGUCCAGCCCCAACACUUUGAACUGUAGUCUGGAUGUGGUGCUCAAGGAGGACGGUGAGAUGACCACUUGCAGGCAGUGCGUCGAGGCUUACCAAGACUACGACCACCACGCUCAGGAGAAAUACGAAGAGUUUGAAAGCGUGCUCCAUAAAUACUUGCAGUCGGAGGAGUACUCGGUGAAAUCGUGUCCUGAGGACUGUAAGAUUGUCUACAAAGCCUGGCUGUGUUCCCAGUAUUUUGAAGUCGCACAGCUGAACUGCAGAAAGACAAUUCCUUGCAAGCAAUACUGUUUGGAGGUUCAGACGAGGUGUCCGUUCAUAUUGCCCGACAAUGAUGAAGUCAUCUACGGGGGACUCUCCAGUUUCAUCUGUACAGGGCUCUACGAAACCUUUCUAACCAAUGAUGAACCAGAAUGCUGUGACGUCAGGAGAGAGGCAAAAUCCAACACCCCCUCCAAGGGGACGGUGGACAGAGGCGGCUCCUGUCCCAGGACGUCGCUCCCAGCUUCAGCGGCACCCAGGCUGGGCCCCAGCAGACUCAGGCUGUGUGUCCUCGUGCUGAUACUCCUUCACACAGUUCUCACGGCCUCGGCGGCGCAGAACGCCACGGCCCUGGGCUUCGGGGGUGUCCACGCACUUGACGAGCGCUCGGCCAGCAAGGAGUAAGGACGCUGGACCCUGGAGCAUGCCCGCCGCCCUGGCCACCGGCGUCACGGCCUGGGUGCUCCGACCCGUGCAUCACUUCGUGCAGGGCCUGGAGGGCAAAACUGGAAAAGAGGGGCCUGAAUCCAAACAAGGACACACACACACAGCUUUUUAUGGACUAAAAGGCUGGAAAGUGACUUCAAUUUCUCACACCAUUUUAUACACUGUGUUUUAAUGUUUGGAGGUUUUCUUUGCUUUCCUUUUGAUUUGGGUUUAUCUGUUUGGUUUGUUUUUGCACUUGUUAAUACAGGAUUUAUUUGGGGGGAUGGUUUCUCAGAGGUAAACUAAGUCUUUUCACUGUCUCUCUAUAUAUAUUUCUAGUCAUUGUGUGUGUUCCUCAGAUAGUUCUGUCUCAUGUCCUGUCAGUUUCUAUUAGCGGAAUGACGGCUAUGACCUCGCGGUAUAGCAAACAACAACAACACACACAAAAAAAAAUCAUAAAAAAAUAAAAAAGACAAAAAAAAGAAAACAACAAAAAAAUAAAAAUAAAAAAACUCCCUGACUCUCCCUCCUGCCUCUGGAACCCACGCCCCUCCCAGCCUGCCCGCCCCGGGCCUUCCCCGCCCACAGCAGACGACAUCCGCUUGCUUCUGUCCUUGUCGCAGCUGCCGUGAGUGGGCGCAGUGCACGCUCCGCUGGGCCCCUGAGCCGCUGCUGCACAAACCCGCAACGGAGCAGACCCAGGGGGGCCCUUUCUAGCCGAACAAACAAGUGCUCUCCAUAACAGGUGGGGUCAGACAGUUAGCACAUCUUUACAUUGAAAAUAAAACAAAAGCAAAGAAAACUACCGUGAACUCGGUUGGUCCAGCUCCCCCUUCCAAGGGCCCAGGCCUUCCUCGCUGGUCGGGUGGCUGGGAGCCGCCACCCAGAAUGGGGGUGUAAGGAGGUAGGGUGUCCUGCCCUGAAGUUGCAGGUGGCUGGGCUUUCGCUGGGAUUUCAGUUCUGUUGCAGGACUACACGAGCACCUUUUGGCCAUUGUCACAGGAACAGGAUUCUGAGGACCCAAAUCUGGGCUUCUUUUUCCUCCUUUCCUCCUCGUUGUGGAGGGCUUGCAGACGUGCUCAGACACCUGCAGCAUACAGAAUCUAGACCAUUUCACCCCAGUAUUUCCCCCACAUACAGUUUUUAAUUACUCCAGGUAUAAAGUGUAUGCAAUUCUGCAUUAUCAAAAAGAACUUUUCAAAAACUAGGUUAGCCAUUUUCAUUCAAGUACAGAAACGUUACCACUCUCACAUGCUCUAGAUAGUUGAAGACAAGAGGAGAAAUCGGAUCGCUCUGUUUGUAUUUUUUCUUUUUGUGGGAACAUUUUACCUGCUGAGUGUCUAUGAAUUUGCUUUCUAAAAAAAAAAAAAAAAAAAAAAAAAAAAAA
Molecule: messenger RNA, 2928 nt
Organism: Balaenoptera musculus (blue whale)
Lineage: Eukaryota; Metazoa; Chordata; Mammalia; Artiodactyla; Balaenopteridae
Gene: NALF1
Product: family with sequence similarity 155 member A
Exons: 3
Coding region: 174-1520 (448 amino acids)
Biological process (GO): calcium ion import across plasma membrane
Cellular component (GO): plasma membrane
Molecular function (GO): stretch-activated, monoatomic cation-selective, calcium channel activity
Source: RefSeq, a predicted model, not a curated record